GCCCCCUCCCCGGAACCGGCGGUCGAGCGGCAGCCGCCGGGCAGUGGAACUGCGACGGCACCGCGGAGCCGCCGGCAUGAGCUCCUCCCGCAGCCCCGCGCCCCGGGUUCGGCCUUUCUGACAAGAGCUAGACUUUGGGAUCCUUGAGGCUAUUCAGCUAUGCACUUUUGAAUAUCCUCUCACCAUAUUCAACAUAACAUUCUUAAUGAUUAUCCUCAGCAGGACAGGUGUGAGAGGAUUGCUAUUGUACUACAAUCAUGGUGCAAAAAUACCAGUCACCAGUGAGGGUGUAUAAACACCCCUUUGAAUUAAUUAUGGCUGCCUAUGAAAGGAGGUUCCCUACAUGUCCGCUGAUUCCCAUGUUUGUGGACAGUGACACUGUGAAUGAAUUCAAGAGUGAAGACGGGGCCAUUCACGUCAUUGAAAGGCGCUGCAAGCUGGACAUAGACGCACCCCGGCUGUUGAAGAAGAUUGCAGGAGUUGAUUAUGUUUAUUUUGUCCAGAAAAACUCUCUCAAUUCUCGGGAGCGCACUCUGCACAUUGAGGCCCAUAAUGAAACGUUUUCCAAUCGGGUCAUCAUUAACGAGCACUGCUGCUACACCGUUCACCCUGAGAACGAAGACUGGACCUGUUUUGAACAGUCUGCAAGUCUAGACAUCAAAUCUUUCUUUGGUUUUGAAAGUACAGUGGAAAAAAUUGCCAUGAAACAGUACACCAGCAACAUUAAAAAAGGGAAGGAAAUCAUUGAGUACUACCUUCGUCAGCUUGAAGAAGAGGGCAUCACCUUCGUGCCGCGCUGGACCCCACCUUCCAUCGGGCCCUCUUCAGAGACGUCCUCGUCCAGCAAGAGUCAGGUGGCAUCCACGGCUGUUGUGGUCCCAGAGGCUGCCCUCAAGGAGGGGCUGAAUGGAGAGGCCCUCAGCAACCCUGGAGGGACCCCUGAGCCCACGGUGGGAACCCCUGAUGACAAACUCGAUGCCGAUUACAUCAAGAGGUAUCUGGGUGACCUGACCCCACUCCAGGAGAGCUGCCUUAUCAGGCUUCGCCAGUGGCUCCAGGAAACCCACAAGGGCAAGAUCCCAAAGGAUGAGCAUAUUCUUCGGUUCCUACGCGCUCGGGAUUUUAACAUCGACAAGGCCAGAGAGAUCAUGUGUCAAUCUUUAACAUGGCGGAAGCAGCACCAGGUGGACUACAUCCUGGACACCUGGACCCCACCCCAGGUGCUUCAGGAUUACUACGCGGGAGGAUGGCACCAUCACGACAAAGACGGACGGCCUCUCUACGUGCUCAGGCUGGGGCAGAUGGACACCAAGGGCUUGGUACGAGCCCUGGGCGAGGAAGCCCUGCUGCGAUACGUUCUCUCCAUAAACGAAGAGGGCCUGAGGCGCUGUGAAGAGAACACGAAGGUCUUUGGCCGGCCCAUCAGUUCCUGGACCUGCCUGGUGGACCUGGAAGGGCUGAACAUGCGCCACUUGUGGAGACCUGGCGUCAAAGCCCUGCUGCGAAUCAUCGAAGUGGUGGAGGCCAAUUACCCAGAGACACUGGGCCGCCUUCUCAUCCUCCGGGCACCCAGGGUCUUCCCUGUUCUCUGGACGCUGGUCAGUCCAUUCAUUGAUGACAACACCAGAAGGAAGUUCCUCAUUUACGCAGGAAAUGACUACCAGGGCCCCGGCGGCCUGCUGGACUACAUCGACAGAGAGAUCAUUCCAGAUUUCCUGAGCGGGGAGUGCAUGUGUGAAGUGCCAGAGGGUGGACUGGUCCCCAAAUCUCUGUAUAGGACUGCGGAGGAGCUGGAAAAUGAAGACCUGAAGCUCUGGACCGAGACCAUCUACCAGUCUGCAAGUGUGUUCAAAGGAGCCCCUCACGAGAUUCUCAUUCAGAUUGUGGAUGCUGCUUCUGUGAUCACUUGGGAUUUUGACGUGUGCAAAGGCGACAUUGUCUUUAAUAUCUAUCACUCCAAGAGGUCUCCGCAGCCCCCCAAGAAGGACUCCCUAGGGGCCCACAGCAUCACCUCUCCAGGCGGGAACAACGUGCAGCUCAUCGACAAGGUCUGGCAGCUGGGCCGCGACUACAGCAUGGUGGAGUCGCCCCUAAUUUGCAAAGAAGGAGAAAGCGUGCAGGGCUCUCAUGUGACCAGGUGGCCAGGCUUCUACAUCCUGCAGUGGAAGUUCCACAGCAUGCCGGCGUGUGCGGCUACCAACCUGCCCCGGGUGGACGACGUGCUGGCCUCCCUGCAGGUGUCCUCACACAAGUGUAAAGUGAUGUACUACACAGAAGUGAUCGGCUCCGAGGACUUCAGAGGCUCGAUGACCAGCCUGGAGUCCAGCCACAGUGGCUUUUCCCAGCUGAGCGCCGCCACCACCACCUCCAGCCAGUCUCACUCCAGCUCCAUGAUUUCCAGGUAGUGCCGCGAAGCCUGUGUCCACUGUGUGGAGGGGAUGGCCGCGCCUCGACAGCCAACUGUGCCGGCCGCCCACCGACGUUGAGCAGCCUCCUCUCGCCCUCUAGGUAGCUCUAGCCAUCCAGAUGGUAAACUAGCCACGCCGUCCCAGAACUGUCGACAGGUAGUCUUAACUCUGACCCUGACCUUAACUCGAUAGCCAUAGAUUUUAUACACAGCGUGCACAAAAUCAAACCAGAGCGCAAGGGCUCUCUCGAAAGAAAAAUGGUUUAUAUUGCCAGUUAAGAGAUUGACUUCGUCUCAAAUAUUGAUGCAAAAAAUUUUUCCAACAAGCUCCACCUUGUCCAUUAGUGAAUGACUUCCCAUGACGUCUUCAGAGCCAAGCCCACCUUCUCCCAGGGAACAGAAGCCCCCAGCUGCUUGCCCUAAGCUGCACCGCGGUCCUUGUGGCUCCCUGUUAGUCGAGAUGGUCGGUGGAUCCGGUGGAAGCCCCCGAGUCCUUUCCUCUGGAAGACUCGGGCAGUCUGUAGCAGCACCUAGUCCUAGGGCCGAACUGCUGCUGUUCCUGAGUGGGGCUGGUGGCUCAGGAAGGGUUCUUGGGGGCGCCCGCAACUCCGGGAAAAUGCCACCAUCAUUAAACAUUGCUUUCUCUCUCCUCCUUUUCAAAUCUUUCGAUAUUUUUCAGAGUAGAAUUUUUCUGUGAACUUGGGUGGAGGUGUUCUCCCUUUUCCCUCUGGGUGCCUCUCUUCCCACUGCAGGGAGGGUGCUCUGGGCUCAGUGCCACCCCUCCCGCGUACUCUAGCAGCUCGCUGUGCUCGGCCACUUCUGCUCCGGCCAUUCUUUAGAGGGUGUUCUGGAAACAGCCAUGUUUGCUGUUUGGAAGCUGUGGCAAUGAGUGUUAGCUGCCAGCAGGGUCACUUAAGGAGGGCAUGGGGCUGUAGGAGCCCUUUGCGUUUGUAAGUGGAAACUGGAUGCAUGUGCAGGUGCUUGUGGGGUGCGCGCAGCAGCCGGGUGAUGGUGCAGGUGGACAGCUGGAAGCUCAGUUUGAGUCGCAAAGGAGUCCUCGGGAGCAAAUCCGAGUAUGAGAUCGGUUUGCUUUUUACAUUUUCUUUUUGAUUUCCAACUACCAAGCCUCUUUGCCCUCUUCCCCCCCUUCACCAAUUUUUAAUGAGAAAGGCACGUUAUUUAUGAAUCUGUCCAGGAGUCACAUAGGGUUGGUUGUGUGAUAAAGACAUGCAAUGUGUGUUUUGUGUGGCAGGGGUUUUUAAAUUGUGCACCACGCCACACAGCCUUCACAGUCCUAGAUCACGGUGCUCUGACUCAGCCUGGGCAUUGGGUGAGCGGCCAUGUGACCAGAGAGCUGUGUGGAGGCCAAGUGUGCACCCCAUGAGUAGGUCGGGUGAGCCUGGGAGAAACUGACUGCCCCGCUCCUGGCCAGAGGAGGCCUCUGGCUCCUGUGCCUGUGCACCUUGAGGCACACGCGGACCCCCCGGGUCCCGCCUGCCCUUGCCCUAUAAGGCAGCUCGCUGACACCGAAACCUCGUUCCCAGAGCAUGGCAGGGCUGGCCAGCACAUCUGCGCUGUCAGAGCUUCCCAUCUCCAGUUACAAGGACCUGAGGAUGGUCCCUCUUCUCUCUCUUCCUGUCUCUCUCUCCCUGUCUCUCCUGUCUCUGUCUGUCUCUCUGUCUCAGAUGGCGAUUUUGCUGACAGCUGCCAAGAAAAUGCUUCACUCACCCGUCCACACGUGCCCAGAGGUGUUUCUAGAGCAUUUGACUUGCAGCCAUGCCCCACCCCAGGCUGAAGACGCGUUCCUUUUAGUUGGUUCAGAAGUGGCACUCUUUUAUCCCCAGAGAGCUGACUGUGUCUCUGAGACUUGAGAGCAGCAUAGGACUGCACAGUGCCCGUGGCCCCCGGGAGCGUGGUGGCCCUCGGGAGCGUGGGGCCCCUCGUCUUGUGAGGGAUUGGGCACAGGGUUCCCUGUGCAGCUGCGCAUCUCUUGACGUCUCGUGCCCUGCCGCUCUUGAAAUGCUGCUGUCGUCUCCCUUUUACGCUCCAAUGAUUCUGUUGGUUCUCCCUUCUAUUACUAGUGUCUUAACUCACUUUCCUAGAUUCAUUAUUUGCAUAUCAGAAUUCCCUAAAUGUUUUGUAAACAUAUUACCUCACUCUUGGUAAUACAAUACUGAUAGUCUUUAAAAGAUUUUUUUAUUGUUACCAAUAAUAAAUGUGAACUGUUUAAGAAAA
Marmota flaviventris (yellow-bellied marmot) is the source of this 4642-nucleotide messenger RNA. NCBI's taxonomy places the organism in Eukaryota, Metazoa, Chordata, Mammalia, Rodentia, Sciuridae. The record is from RefSeq and is a predicted model, not a curated record.